UGAACACAGCAACUGUGUAUCAAAUACUUUCGAGUAUGUAAACGAAUCGUUUGUCGUGUAAAAAAAAACAAACUUUGAGUGAAAAAACGUCAGUUUGACGUAGAGUAUUGUAAAUAUUACAGAUUUAUCGUUGCGUACUGAUUGCAAAUACGUCGGCCGACUACGUUUUGAAAGUUACAAAGUUACCCGUCACAGUUUAAUACGAAAAGCGGACAGUUCUUUUUAAUGACAAUCAACACGACAGAUUAAUUGAAGGAUAUAAUACAAGCAGGUUUCGAUUUCUGACUCGGUCGAGAGUACGAUUUCAAAUGCAAUGAAAAUAAACGAGAAGAAUAUGGUAGCUUUCGCGACUUCAGCAACGCCAGUAGAUCGCGAAGGUUGGUUGAACAAACGCGGUGAAUUAAACCGGGGCUAUCAAAGAAGAUGGUUCGUUCUCAAAGGAAACAUAUUGUUUUAUUUCGACCGACGCGGUGACAAGGAACCAGUAGGCAUGAUUGUUCUUGAAGGCUGUACCAUCGAAUUGGCAGAGGAUGAGGAACAAUUUGGUUUUCAAAUUGUAUUUCAUGGCCCAAAUAAUAGAAACUAUGCUCUUGCAGCCGAGUCUCAGGAAUCCAUGGAGCAAUGGAUGAAAGCUUUGGCAUGUGCAAGCUACGACUAUAUGAAACUGAUGGUAGCAGAAUUGCAAAGGCAGUUGGACGCAGCGGAAGAAGAGACAACAAUGGUGAUGGUACCUUCCCAGUCUCCGAAAGCUCCUCCAAGACAGCGACACAAUCCCUUCAAUAGAUCAGAGUUGCACCAUCGUUCACAGAGUGUUAGAUCCGCCCCGGGAAGAACAGAGAACAUACCACGGACGAGGAUAACGUUUCGCGAAUUGCACAACAUGUAUGGCAGAAGAAUUCUGGCGGAUUUAAACGAGUGGAGGCACGCGAGAAAAGCUGUAGAGGCCCCUUUAAUCAGUUUUUAAUGGUACAUUGUAUAGAAAUUGUAAAUAGUUUGUCAGGAUUGAGACGAUAAGUAAGAAAUGCUGAAAGAAAUAUGACAAGGUCGCAGAAUCGACAAACUCAUCACGGAUGUUAUAUAUUCUUUAGAAAGUGUACUUUAGUUAUAAUUCACUCCCUGU
Messenger RNA from Frieseomelitta varia, 1120 nucleotides. RefSeq names its product sesquipedalian-1-like. Bases 314 to 964 code for a protein of 216 amino acids. The record is from RefSeq and is a predicted model, not a curated record. NCBI's taxonomy places the organism in Eukaryota, Metazoa, Arthropoda, Insecta, Hymenoptera, Apidae. Gene Ontology annotation, biological process: receptor recycling; retrograde transport, endosome to Golgi; endosome organization. Gene Ontology annotation, cellular component: trans-Golgi network; recycling endosome; early endosome. The transcript has 2 exons.